UACAUAAGAGGCUCCCUGUGUGCGACCCUCUCAGCAUUCAAGACCAGAGUGUGAGGGGAUCCAACUAUUGUAUGUUUCUCUGUGUGUUGUCUACAGAGAGGGAGAGAGAGACACAGACAGAGAAAGAGAGAGCAGUGGCAGCAGCAGCAGGCUUCUCUCAAACUCAAGUCUUUUGCUCCAGUUUGAAUUCAGAGGUGUACUUUAAACUUUUCAAUCCACAGUUGCCUUUCAGCUCAGCAGAGAUCAUCUUACUACUUUGACUCUUGUCUUGUGGUUUUCCGCGUUGCUGCCUGAUUUGCUUUUCCCGUGGAACUUAACAGGAUCAGAAGAGGUUGCCGAGAUUUCAUCGAGUGGUGGAGUGGUCAGAGGCAGCCAGAGUCAUCAUGGCUAUGUCCCAGGAGCGGAGUGUGUGUCUGGGGUUUUGGGUGCUCCUUUUGCUCGGUGCAGGCAUGGAGGAAGGUGUGGAGGGAUGUAGCUGCCACCCAGCACACCCACAGCAGCUAUUCUGCAGCGCUGAGAUUGGUUUAGAGAGGGCCAGGCUGAUACCUUUCCGUCUCCACUCUCUUCCCCUUGUAUGUUUUUGUGUCCAGAUGUUUAAAGGUUUUGACAAGGCCAAGGACAUCCAGUAUGUGUACACUCCAGUCUUCUCCUCACUGUGUGGAGUCAAACUAGACUCCAACAAUAAAGCAGGGUAUUUGCUCUCAGGAAGUAUGUGGAGUGAUGGGAGAAUUUCUAUUGGCCAAUGUGACCUAGUUGAGUCCUGGGACAACUUGUCACUGUCACAGAAGAAGAAUCUCAACUACAAAUACCAGAUGGGCUGUGAAUGCAGAAUCAACACCUGUUACACAGUCCCGUGUGCGUCUACAGGAGAAAACGAGUGCUUGUGGACUGACUGGCUGCUGGAUAACAGCCUAAAUGGGGAGCAGGCUCGGCAGUACGCCUGUAUCCGCCGCUCUGACACAACCUGCAGCUGGUACCGGGGUGGACCCCCACCUGAGAAAGACUUCCUGGACAUGGCUGACCCUUGACCUGUAAUUCUGAAUAUUCAUUUUACUACAUUUCCCAACUGCAAAGUCCUGAUAAACAUUUCCUGCUUUCGCUUAUGUAGCUCAAAUUUGGCAAGCAAGUAGCAACUGAUUUAAACGAACAAUUGGCUGAUUUUCAAGGGACACCCACUGCUGAGCCUCUGUUAGCAGAGUUCAGGUGGUUGCUAAAGCAAUGCUAGGAAUAUCUUUGCAAACUGCAGGGGUUUUCAACCGUCCUCUGACUCAGAUUUUUCUCGCUCUCACACAUUCCACUUCACUUGAUGUUUUCCACAGAAUAAGAAUAGCAGCACACCAUCCACUGCAAAUUAUUCACCUAGAGUGAAUCUUUUCUUUAUCUAUGAUUGCCUUUUCGAAAUGCAUAACCUUGACAAAUACAGAAGACCUCAUAUUUUUGUUAAUUCAUGACUUACAAAAGGUUAUGUCGUCAUUUAGAUUAGGCAUUUACUGAAAGUAGAAAAAAGAUGCCAACGUCAGCCACAACCCUGCAUUGCAAAGUUGACUUUACAGCCUGUAAUCAAUUAUUCUAUCCACUAAAUUUUUGCAGGUAGCACGCAGCACUGCCACAUUUUCCCCAUGUAUUAUGGUGUUGAACUAUUACCUUUGAAUAUUAUAACUGAAUAAUUGUCCCAUGCAAAUGAAAAGGCACUGUAUAUAUAUAAAUAUAUAAAGUGUAAUGAAAAGCAACACCAGACAUACCACCAAUUAAUUAUAUUUUGACAAAAUCUGACAUCAAAUAUAUAUGACCAUAAUUCUUGUACAUCUAAAUCCUCACAGUUUAUACUCUCAAAAUUGCUGAGAAUGUAAAUAUUGUACCUGAGUGAGAAUUAACCUUUUAAAGGCUAACCGGAUCUUAGUCUUAUAGCAUAGAAGUUGUUAUCUUGUGGUUGUGUGUGUUUAGUUUCCUUGGUUGUACUAUUUCCUGUGCCAAAAAUCUAACCCAGCGCUCUAACUGCCACCUGUAGAAGCCAAGCCACCUCUCCUUAGAGGAAAUUAUGUAACAGGACAAGGUUCAAUUCACUGUUUAAAACUGCUUAAAACAGGAAUUGGAUUCUCCUCAAAGUUCAAGUUCAAGAAAAGGAAUAGGAAACACUUUGGCACAAGACGUUAACCAACAAAAA
Messenger RNA from Etheostoma cragini (Arkansas darter), 2164 nucleotides. Its product is annotated as metalloproteinase inhibitor 4-like. The record is from RefSeq and is a predicted model, not a curated record. Gene Ontology annotation, molecular function: metalloendopeptidase inhibitor activity; protease binding. The coding region runs from base 384 to 1028 and encodes 214 amino acids. Gene Ontology annotation, cellular component: extracellular matrix. The transcript has 5 exons. Gene Ontology annotation, biological process: negative regulation of endopeptidase activity; negative regulation of membrane protein ectodomain proteolysis. NCBI's taxonomy places the organism in Eukaryota, Metazoa, Chordata, Actinopteri, Perciformes, Percidae.